AAAUCAUGACCGAGACGCCACACUAGUGGGCUCUUAUCUGGAGGUUUGUUUAAUGUUACAGCGAGCGAAUUGUGCGGCAUUGUUGUAAUAAUCAAGGAAAUAUAUAUUUCAAGGGCACACGUCGGUAUUAAACUAUACAUUUGUGCCGUGACGAGUCCUGCAUUUUAUGUGCUGCUGUCGUUUAUGUUAUUUAUGAUUCUGUUGGUGUUGUGCUCGGCUUACUCAUUACCAUAUAAACUUCACUAGAGUUUCAACAACAGUUUUACCAAUAAGAGCAGUGGGUGGACACUUAUAUAAAGUGUAACGGUGACCUGUUUGUCUUCACUUGAUCUUUGCGGUCUGCGACUCCCCCAUAUUGCGCUGUUUAAACAUGGCAAGAAUUGGCAGGCUAUCCACCAAAGGUUCAGUACUGCUACUGUGUGACAUACAGGAGAAGUUCAGACCCAAUAUUUUCCAGUUCACAAACAUUGUGAGCAAUGCUGCAAGAUUGCUACAGGCAUGUCGAAUCUUAAGCAUCCCUCAGAUUUUAACUGAGCAGUACCCUAAAGGUUUGGGCCCCACUGUUCCUGAGCUGGGGGCCGAGGGCUUGAAGCCUCAUACAAAGACCAGUUUCUCCAUGCUGACGGAGAGUGUGGAGAGUGCACUCAAGAGCCUGGGAGACCCUCAGCAAGUCAUACUAUGUGGCAUCGAGGCUCAAGCGUGCAUUGCGUGUACAACCUAUGAUCUUCUAGAGCGAUUUGUCUAUAGAAACAGGAGGAAUUUUACAGUGGUUUUCUAUACAUAUCUGUCUGUCAUUUUCAGUCAGACAGAUCGUCUGUUUGCACUGUCACGACUGAAGCAGAGUGGGGCGUUUCUCAGCACUACAGAGGGAGUUUUAUUACAACUAGUGCAGGAUGCCAAGCACCCCAACUUUAAAGAGAUCCAGAAGCUCUUGGCUCACCCCUCCCCUGAUACAGGCCUGCUGGCCUUCUUCAGCUCUCUGUAGGGCCAGUCACACACCACACACUGCAAACAUAAUUACAUAAAUGACUUGAAAUCAACUCAAACUGCUCUUUGAACCUGUUGGACUCAUGUGAGCUCUGAGCAUUUGUGUAUUCAAUUAAAAUUAUUUACAAAGAAAUAAA
Molecule: messenger RNA, 1124 nt
Organism: Cyprinus carpio (common carp)
Lineage: Eukaryota; Metazoa; Chordata; Actinopteri; Cypriniformes; Cyprinidae
Product: isochorismatase domain-containing protein 2
Exons: 7
Coding region: 371-985 (204 amino acids)
Cellular component (GO): cytoplasm
Source: RefSeq, a predicted model, not a curated record